Amborella trichopoda is the source of this 2196-nucleotide messenger RNA. RefSeq names its product tRNA/rRNA methyltransferase (SpoU) family protein. The record is from RefSeq and is a predicted model, not a curated record. Gene Ontology annotation, biological process: rRNA methylation. NCBI's taxonomy places the organism in Eukaryota, Viridiplantae, Streptophyta, Magnoliopsida, Amborellales, Amborellaceae. Gene Ontology annotation, cellular component: chloroplast. Gene Ontology annotation, molecular function: rRNA (guanine) methyltransferase activity; RNA binding.
CGUGAAUAUUUAGGUUGCUAAAAGUGACUUAUUUUAUUUUUCAUAGAGCCUAGGCUUUAUUGAAACUUCAUCCUUUUCAAAGAGACAUUAGGCUCUGCUACUCUCUUUCUACCUUAUUUUCUCUUAUAUGUGAUUUUGAACAGAGAAUUGGAAGACUGGAUUCCUCUCUCUAGCCAUUUAAUCAUGGAGGAUGGCGUGAGCAAGCUUCUCCCCCUCUACGGUAGCUCUCUUUGAUACCUUUCAUGAACCCCAGGUGAGAAUCAAAGAACCCAACACUGGCAUUUCUAAAAUGUACUGUAAUCUCUCUAAAAGUCACACCUUUCCUCUGAUAUUUAGGGUUUCGAGAGGACCCAAAUCCUCAAUUCCUCAAAGAAGCUCCUUUCUUAACAUUUCUCGGCUGUUCUCAAAUGGAUUUUCUUCAAAAACCCUAGAAAAAGUCUCCAGAGCCGAGCCCAGAGAGACCCUUUCAUGGAUUGAGCAUCACGAGAACACUAGAAACCAUGAAACAGAAAAACCUAUGGUCUGUAAAGCCGGCCAUUACUCUUGGAAAGAUGCAGAAAAUAACUAUUUUUCAAAAAAUGGUAAGAACCCAUCUAAAGACAGUGCUAGAACUAGGUCUAGAUUCAUAAAUAGUGAGGAAAACAAAAAAACUGAUUAUACGAAACGGGCUAGAAUCAAUGAAGCAGGAGAGAGAAAAGGAGAAGCUAGUCAUAGCUCUUGGGAGGAUGCAGCAAACAAUUAUUUCACGAAAAAUGUUGAAGGCCCUGAAACAAAAAUGGCUAGAACUAAACCCGGAUUCAUGGGUAGUAGGAAAAAUAGCAGAACUGGUUGUAUGAAAAGUGUCAGAACUGAAGAAGAAGAAGAUAUUGAUGAAGAAGAAUCGGAAGAAGAAGAAGAUGCAGAAGAAGAAUAUAAAGAAGAAGAAGGAGAUGGUGUUGAAAGAGUUGAAGAUCCAAGAUGGGUUAAAAUCAAAGAUAGAUAUAAGAGGACUAUAGAUAAGGAAUGUGGGUUUGAAAGGCUAGAGGUUUCUAGAUGGAAGAGAGAGGAAAAUUGGGGCAAGAAAAUGUGGAAAGAGGUCACCAAUUCAUCCCCACCAAAGCUAAUUGGAGAAGGGGUUUAUGGGAUAGGCCCGGUCCUUGCCGCAAUCUCUGUUGGACGAAGGGAUUUCUAUACUUUAUAUGUUCAAGAAGGCUUAGACAUCAGUAGUAGUAACAAGAAGAAUAAGGAUAAAAAGGGAAUAGAGAAAGUACUGAAAAUUGCAGAGAGAAUAUCGCUAACAGUGAAAGAAGCUUCAAAGCAUGACCUCAACAUGAUUGUCGACAAUAGGCCUCAUCAGGGUCUUGUUUUGGAUGCCUCUCCAUUGGAGAUGGUUGGUACAAGAGAAAUGGAGCCUGUUUCAAUCAAUGGGAAUAAUGGGGUUUUCUGGGUGGCUUUAGAUGAGGUUACUGAUCCUCAAAACUUGGGGGCUAUAAUUCGGUCUGCAUAUUUUUUUGGGGCAGCAGGUGUGGUGCUUUGUGCUAAGAAUUCAGCGCCUUUGAGUGGAGUUGUGAGCAAAGCAAGUGCUGGUUCAUUGGAAAUCAUUGAAUUAAGGUCUUGCAAGAACAUGAUGCAAUUCCUGACAUCUUCAGUAGAAAAUGGGUGGCGAGUUCUUGGAGGUUCUCUCUCUAAAAAUGCGGUUCCUUUGAAUGAGGUUGAAGCAGGUGAACCAACGAUUCUGGUUUUGGGUAGUGAGGGAAAAGGGUUGAGACCUUUGGUGGAAAGAUCUUGUACACAAUUGAUUAGAAUAGGAGGAAAUAUUCACAGUGGUGUAUUUAACGAUGAAGAUGAAGGUGAUGGAGGAGUGACAAUGGAGCAAGCGUGUGGAGAGAGAAUGGAUCAGGGGGGUUACACCAAAGAACUUCAGUCCUUCCUUGCUGUGGAGAGCUUGAAUGUGAGUGUAGCGGCAGGUGUGCUUAUGUACCAUUUGACUGCUAAUUCUAGUCAGGCUUUAGUAUCUGACCAGAAGGCAUAUACACAUCUCCUUUCAUCAUAAGGUGUGCGAGGCCAAAAGGAGGAGCCUUUGUGCGAGGCCAAAAGAAGGAGCCUUUUUCGAGCUACCCACACCGAAACCGACCCACUGCUUUGAGCAACUAUCCCAUAUAGCAGACCCCUUUUUGAGCUCUGUUUUAAUCCAAUGACGCCUAUUUUUUUGUUUCC